CCCAAAAUUGACUUAGUUUCGAUUUGUUAACGACAUCUGAUAGUUGUUCAAUCACAUACCGGCAUCGCGAUGAAAUUGUUUGUUGUACUCUCCGCCAUUGUUGUGGUUGGCUCAGCGCUGCCACAAUUCGGUGGCUCGAAUGCCAACGCCAAUGCUGCCGCUAACGCAGCUUCUGAAGGAGGUUUCGGUGGCGGAUUUGGUGGUAAUCCAGGAUUCGGUGGCAAUCCAGGAUUCGGUGGAAAUCCAGGAUUCGGUGGUGGUUUUGGCCGCCCAGGAUUUGGCGGCUCUCGCGGUGGUUAUGGCGGCGGUUUUGGCGGAAAUCCUGCAUUCGGUGGUGGUUUUGGCCGCCCAGGAUUCGGUGGCAAUCAAGGCUUCGACGGCGGUUAUGGUGGAAAUCCUGGAUUCGGUGGUUUUGGCGGUGGUUCCAGCAGUGCCAAGGCUGAUGCUAACGCUAACGCUAAUUCCAAUGGUGGUGGUUUUGGUGGCAGCUCGGCUAAUGCAAAUGCCGAUGCAUCUGCUAUCUCGAAUGGUUUCGGUGAUGCGAGUGCCAAUGCCAACGCGAAUGCUAAUGCUGGCUCCAAUGGAUUUGGAUUUGGAAAAUAAGCGCACACACACACACACACCAACACACAAGAGAUUUCGAACAUUGAUAUUUUCAUGACUUAUUGGAAUGUGCAUUUGUAUGGAUGCCGCUCACACCUCAGACUGCCCAAAAACGCUACACUAGGAUAAACGUUAUUUUAAAUUUGUAUCUAUGUUUGUAUGUAGUAUAUAAGAUAAUUUCGUACAGAGAAAUGAA
Molecule: messenger RNA, 799 nt
Organism: Ceratitis capitata (Mediterranean fruit fly)
Lineage: Eukaryota; Metazoa; Arthropoda; Insecta; Diptera; Tephritidae
Product: glycine-rich RNA-binding protein 3, mitochondrial-like
Exons: 1
Coding region: 70-603 (177 amino acids)
Source: RefSeq, a predicted model, not a curated record